Penicillium subrubescens is the source of this 3087-nucleotide messenger RNA. RefSeq lists its product as uncharacterized. The transcript has a single exon. The coding region runs from base 1 to 3087 and encodes 1028 amino acids. Gene Ontology annotation, molecular function: protein binding. NCBI's taxonomy places the organism in Eukaryota, Fungi, Ascomycota, Eurotiomycetes, Eurotiales, Aspergillaceae. The record is from RefSeq and is a predicted model, not a curated record.
AUGGAGAGCCAACAGAGAACCACUACCCGCCCAGCCAGUGGUAUCCCACGGCUAGCAGCAUCCAGAUUGCCCCUGCCAACAUCCACCGCACCGAAAUCCAUCCGCCCCUCCCCCUCCCGCGAUCGAUUGCAGGCCGACCCUGGACUGGACCAUAGUCGGCUCCGACGACCGUCCCAUGAAUCGCUGCGGAAGUCACCCACAGUCCCACGCUACUCCUUACCAGCAAAGCCAAUCGUCCGACCUCCUCCCAAACGGGACGAGCCUCAAACGGAAAUAGACGGAACACAAACAUUGGAGGGUGCGAGCUUGUUAGGUGGGGACGACGAGAAUGAUGGACUUGCACAGGAGCCUCGCGGUCGUCAGGAGGAGCGUCCAUCUCUGUCAGAACGCACAAUCGAGACAAUUGCGCACAUCCCACCAUCGCCGGCUUCGGCGAAAAGACAAUCGAGCUUUUUCAAUGGUGCCAGCCCAAUACGAUCUCCAUCGCGGACGCCAUCCAAUGUGUCCACAUAUUCAAGGUCGCCAUCACGGUCCUCCUCUAGCCAAACAAACGGGAAUGAUCUUCUGCCCCCGCCCGUCUCCAAGCUCCGAUUCCCUUCCCGUCCUCGCACGUCGGCACCUUUGACCUCAUCUUUGGCAUCGGGCAAGGUUUCAGAGGCCACCGAUAGCCCUUCGAAAAUGAGAUUACCAUCUGCGAGACAGAGUAUUGGACCUGGAAGUGGCAUUGUCGAAUCUAACCCCUCACUCAAGAAGGUGGCCUCGGGGAAGUUGACUGUUCCAGGAGCGGUGCCUAGUAAAGCGUCACCUGCUCGCCCUUCCCUAGUGAAGAAACCAUCAAAGCCCGUUCUGUCUGAUAUGGGCCCUCCAGAACGGCCACUCCAUGUACGGAAGACCAGGAAACCUCAACCUCAAACAGAUUCCCCUUCUUCUACGAGAUCGCCCUCGACCCCUUCGCGAUACGUGUCUGCUGCAUCGACCCUACAGGACGAACUUACGCCGGAGCAGCAGGCGCAAAGUGAGGCGAGGAAAGCGUCCAAAUCAUCCAAUGCUUUGCGAGAAAGUAUUGCAAAGGCAAAGGCCGCUAGAAAAGCUGCGGCGACAGCGACAAGCAAAGACAAAUCGAAGCCGGAAAUUAUCAAGUCGUCCAUCAAUACAUGGGAAAGCGUUGAUGCCGAGGAUCCAUUUAAUCAGCUUCCCAAGGGAUCCAAUACGGCUGUGCUCAAGAAGCGUGUGGAGGGUGCUCGUGCAUCAGGCACGUUGAAUAUUGCUGCGAUGUCAUUGACGGAGAUUCCCAAUGAGGUGAUCAACAUGUACGAGUUCGACUCGGAGAACUCAUCCAACUGGUUCGAGAACGUGGACUUGGUCAAAUUCAUCGCUGCAGACAAUGAAUUGACUGGAAUUGCGGAUAUCGUUUUCCCUGACAUCGACCCCGUGGAUUUCGACCCUGACAGUGAUGAGCGAGGCCCUCAAUUCGGCGGAAUAGAGACAUUGGAUCUACAUGGAAACAAGCUCUUCUCUCUACCACUGGGAGUCCGGCGACUUCACCAGUUGCGUAUUCUCAAUUUAUCGAAUAAUGAUUUAACCCUGGACAAGCUCGAGAUCAUCAUGGAAAUCCCAUCCUUGGUGGACUUGAAAUUGGCAUCCAAUAAGUUGGAGGGAACUUUUCCUUCGGAAAUCGGACGUCUCCGUCACUUGGAAAGCUUGGACCUACGGAACAAUGCUCUCACGAGGCUGCCGAAUCAAAUCUCAGAACUGACCUGUCUGAAAGUCUUGGAUGUUGGCGAGAAUGAAUUGACCUCUUUGCCAUUCGAAGCUUUAAGCAAGCUUCCUCUCAAGACCCUCAAUGCCCCCAAGAACAAUAUGGAUGGGACAUUGAUCCCAGAAAGCGUGGACCGACUGGAGAAUCUGCAGUCUCUCAAUGUUGCAAAUAAUUCAUUGGACCUCCUUGCGGCCAAUGAUCAGCUAUCUUUACCCAACCUUCACAGCCUUAUUAUCAAUGUGAAUCGCAUCAAGGCUCUUCCCUGUGUUUCUACAUGGCAAUCUCUAUCAGUUCUUGCAGCCGAAGUGAAUCGUCUCACCGAGAUUCCUGCUGGUUUCGUUGACCUCAAGAAUGUCAAGACAGUCGACUUUACUGGUAAUAACAUCACUCAGGUGGAUGAGAAGAUCGGGUUGAUCGAAAGCCUGUCUACGUUCAAAAUUGCCAAUAACCCGCUUCGUGAGCGGAAGCUACUCAGCAUGAGCUCGGAUGAAAUCAUCCAGGAUCUCCGGAAUCGAUGCGAACCCGAACCUCAAGAUACCGACGACGAGGGAUCAGUCGCGACUCAGUUCACGCUGGCGCCAGAGACCCCAGAGCUGGAAAGUGGUUGGCAGGUGAAGCCUGGCGGUGUCCUCGACAGAUCAUACUCCGACCUCACAGAUCUGGAAUCAACCAAGAUCGAGUCGAUCAACCCGGAGGACGUUCGCUGCGUUUACUUGCAGCAUAAUGAACUUCGUUUUUUCCCUGUCCCAGCUUUGACCAUGCUUGCACAGGGACUGGUUGAGCUUGAUCUCUCACACAACCCGCUCAACAGUGCAGAGCUCAUGUCUUCUUCACUUGAGCUGCCAAAGCUGCAAAGUCUCAAUCUCAGUGCCGCUGGUCUCACCUCCCUAGAGCCUCUGUUGAAACACCUGCAAGCUCCAUCGCUGAACUUCCUAGACGUGUCCAACAACCGUCUGACCGGAUCCCUCCCGCACAUUCGACAGACAUACUUGGAGAUGAAGACUUUCCUGGCCUCGGACAAUCAGUAUUCCAGCGUGGAGUUCGAGGCAGUACAGGGCCUGCAGGUGUUGGAUAUCAGCAACAACGACAUUGAUUAUCUACCUCCUAAGAUUGGCCUACUCGGUGCUGAGCGUUCUCCGCAGAAUUGGGGUACAGGGUCAGCACUGAGAAGGUUCGAGGUUGCUGGCAAUCGAUUCCGGGUUCCCCGGUGGCAAGUCGUCGCCAAGGGCACUGAAGCUGUUUUGGAGUUCUUGAAGGAUCAUAUUCCUACCCAAGAUCUGCCCGACUGGGAGCAUGAAGAUAAGGCUGCUCGCGUUGACACGUUCUAA